This is a messenger RNA of Penicillium longicatenatum, 7548 nucleotides long. Its product is annotated as lovastatin nonaketide synthase. Bases 1 to 7548 code for a protein of 2515 amino acids. The record is from RefSeq and is a predicted model, not a curated record. The transcript is spliced from 8 exons. Gene Ontology annotation, molecular function: phosphopantetheine binding; fatty acid synthase activity; 3-oxoacyl-[acyl-carrier-protein] synthase activity. NCBI's taxonomy places the organism in Eukaryota, Fungi, Ascomycota, Eurotiomycetes, Eurotiales, Aspergillaceae. Gene Ontology annotation, biological process: secondary metabolite biosynthetic process; fatty acid biosynthetic process.
AUGGAGAACAGAGCAGGCGAGCCAAUCGCUAUCGUAGGAAGCGGUUGUCGCUUCCCAGGCGGGUCUUCGUCCCCAGCAAGGCUAUGGGAACUACUGAGCCAGCCUCGGGAUGUGUCGAGCCACAUACCCGAGGAUCGGUUCAACUGGCAAAGCUUUUACCAUCCCGACGGUGCUCAUCAUGGUACAAGCAACACAGCACGAGGGUAUUUCCUCAAAGAGGGCAUUCGAGACUUCGAUACCAAGUUCUUCAACAUUCCGCCAUCGGAAGCAGAUACGAUCGACCCACAGCAGCGGUUACUACUCGAGGUUGUUUACGAGGCUAUCGAAUCCGCUGGUAUGACUCUACAAGGAAUGCAAGGCACGCAGACGGGAGUUUUUCUAGGCAUGAUGAGUGGUGACUAUGAAGACCUUCUGCUCGAGGACUUGGAGUCUGUGCCCAAGUACGUGGGUACAGGGGUCCAGCGUAGUAUGCAUGCAAAUCGGGUCUCAUAUUUUUUUGACUGGCAUGGCCCCUCGAUGAGUAUUGAUACCGCGUGCUCUUCAAGUAUGGUGGCCAUUUAUUUGGCAGUGCAGGCUUUGCGGAAUGGGGAUGCUUCGGUGGCAAUCGCGGCUGGAGCCUCAUUGAUCAUUGGACCUGGUGACUUCAUAGCUCUCAGUAAUCUGAACAUGGUGGCGCCCGAUGGUCGAUCCAAGAUGUGGGAUGCAGAAGCCGAUGGCUACGCACGUGGCGAGGGGGUUGGCGUUGUCGUUCUCAAGCCACUCAGCGCAGCAUUGAAAGAUGGUGAUCCCAUAGAAUGUGUCAUUCGUGAAGUUUUUGUCAACCAAGACGGCCGUACCCAAGGAAUUACGGUGCCAAAUGGUGAGGCUCAAGCAGAUCUCAUCCGUGAAACAUACAGACGUGCUGGUCUAGAUCUCAAUCGUGCGCUCGACCGUCCACAGUACUUUGAGGCUCACGGUACUGGUACCCCAGCCGGUGAUCCCCAGGAAGCACGGGCAAUUGCUAGUGCUUUCUUUGGUGCAGAUGAUUUGGCUUCUAGUGAGAGCCCGCUGUAUGUUGGGUCAAUUAAAACAGUCAUCGGCCACACUGAAGGCGCAGCAGGUAUUGCGGGUAUUCUGAAAACAUCAUUGGCUCUUCAGCAUGGAUAUCUCCCUCCUAACCAGCACUUUAACAAUCUCAGCUCUUCGGUCGCUCCUUUUGCGAAGAAUUUGGAAAUUCCCGCGUCUCUCAAUCCCUGGCCUUCGAUUCCAAAUGGUGGUUCAAGAAGAGCCAGUGUAAAUAGCUUCGGAUUUGGCGGUUCAAAUGCUCAUGCCAUUUUAGAGUCCUUUGAUCCUUUGGCACAAGUCAUCAAUCAUGAUGUUUCCUUCCAACCUCCCUUAUCCCCGUUCACAUUCUCAGCUCCAUCUGAGCGAAGCCUCAAAGCAGUCCUACAUCGCAUGGCAGAGCAUCUCCAAAAUUUUCCUGAUACCAACAUGCGUGAUCUCGCCUACACACUACAAGUCCGUCGGUCUAUUUUCCCCUUUCGCACAACACUCUCGGCUCUCACCGUCAGCGAAUUAUGUCAAAAAAUACACGUAAAGUUGGAGAGCUCCAAAGGAAAAGAAAAUCCUGCCAUUGGAGUCCGCGCACUGUCAGGUCACAAUAAGACGAUACUUGGUGUUUUUACUGGCCAGGGAGCACAAUGGAUCGGCAUGGGCAAGGAGCUUAUUGCGCACCUACCCUAUGCUCAGGAAAUUCUGGAACAACUUCAACAGAGUCUGGACACCUUGUCAGAUGCAGACAAACCAUCAUGGUCCCUCCAUGACCAGCUCUUUGCCGACCAAGAGACUUCGCGUCUUAGCGAAACUGCAAUCUCCCAACCGUUAAUUACAGCUAUUCAGAUCAUAUUGGUUUCUUUGCUCCAACAAGCUGGUGUUGAGCUCACUGCAGUGGUAGGCCACUCAUCUGGUGAGAUUGCAGCAGCUUAUGCGGCAGGCUUCAUUACCGCUACGGAUGCUAUUCGCAAUGCUUAUUAUCGGGGUGUCUUCGCCAAACUUGCAGCCGGCCCAAACCAAGAAAAAGGUGCGAUGUUAGCAGCAGGUAUUUCUCUAGAUGAGGCCAAGGAUCUGUGCAGUCAUCCCUAUUACAGGUACCGAGCUAUGGUCGCAGCUAGCAACUCGCCUGUCAGUGUGACCUUAUCUGGGGAUAUCGAUGCGAUCGAAAGUUUGAAAUUUCAUUUGGAUGAAACAGGGAAAUUUUGUCGCCCACUGCGUGUUGAAGCAGGCUAUCACUCACAUCACAUGCUUCCCAUUGUGCCAGUAUAUGUUCAGGCUCUUUCAAAUUGCGGAGUUAAGGCGAUCGUGCCCGGAAGUGGUCACCCUCGCUGGUGGUCAAGCGUGCAUCCAAGCCUGAAGCAAGUGGGAUUCACAGAGGAUUUAGGUAUCGAGUACUGGAGAGACAACAUGGUUCAGUCAGUCUUGUUCAAUCAAGCUGUGGAGAACGCAGUGGCGUCCGCCGGUCCCUUCGACAUCGCCAUUGAGAUUGGGCCACACCCAGCUCUUCGGGGACCCUUCCUACAAACUCUCAAUGCCCUCUCAGAAAAUGAGAUUCCAUACUUUGGAUGUUUAUCUCGUGGAAAAGACAGCUUGGAGACAUUUUCGGAGACACUUGGGUCUCUUUGGUCUCAUAUUGGUCCAUCAGCAGUCAACCUUGAUGCCUAUGAGCGUGGUAUAGCUCCUGGUAUUGCUAGUCGAGCUUUCCUCCGGGGUCUCCCCUCUCAUCCAUGGAACUACGAGCGCCCAUACUGGUUUGACUCGAGAGUUGCCCGUGAUAAAUGGCACUGUAAAGGUGGAGUUCACUCGUUACUUGGUGUAGAUGCAGGAGGCAGAACUGAAACAGAAGUCAAAUGGCGAAAUUUUCUCCGCCUCAAUGAGAUGCCUUGGCUUGAACAUCACCGAAUCCAUGAUCAGUCGGUCUUCCCCACGACGGGCUACAUGUGUAUGGCCUGGGAGGCAGCUCUGAAAAUCUCCGAUGGGUGCCCCAUCCAGCUAUUUGAGUUACGCGACAUCGAAAUUGGCCAGGGAAUUCUUUUGAAUGACACUUACCCUGGCGUCGAAGUUCUUUUUACUCUCACCGACAUUGUAAAGCCUUCAAAGACCAUGAGUACCAUGCAUGCUCGGUUUUCCUGCCACUCAUGCGCCAAUAAAGAUGAUGAUCUAUUGGUUUUGAAUGCCAGAGGGGAGAUUAUAGUGACAUACGGCACACCAUUGAUUUCCGAGCUCCCAGCAAUCCAUUCGGACGUAUCAAACCUCGUGGAAACAGAUACUGAGGAGCUCUACACUGCUUUAAAUCGAUUGGGGUAUGGCUAUUCUGGAGAUUUCAAGAGCUUGGUUUCACUCAAGAGGAAGCGGAACCACUCAUGGGGCCUAAUGCGGAGAGUACCCACAGAUUUGCUCAUCCAUCCUGCUACCCUGGAUGUUGCUUUCCAGGCCAUACUAGCGGCAACAAGUUAUCCUGGCGAUGGAGCACUUUGGGCCGUCUACACCCCUGUCUCAGUGCGUUAUGUUAGUUUCAAUCCACAUUUUGCAACUAUGGACGAGCAAUGUGAUGAAAACUGGAGUUUUGAGGCAGCACUCGUGGGUGCUGGUGCUAUCCACAGCGAAGGAACGGCUCAAGUAUAUCCACAAGGAACUUCAAAUGCUGUUUUCCAGAUGGAAGGCAUUACUGCAAAACCAUUCCGCUUGAUGACUGAAGCGGACGACCGAAAGCUUUUCUCGAAAAUUGUCCUCAAACAACUUGCUGUUGGUGAUCAUGUGGCUUUAGGGGAACCUAGAGCUUUGAAGGAAGAUUUGGAGUUGGCUUCUAUUCUAGAACGAAUUUCUCAUUACUACCUUCGCCAGCUACAUCGGACUGUCAGCGAACAUGAAGAUCAAUGUACCCAGCCUCAUCAGCAAAAUAUUCUGAGCUUUACAGAGCGUAUUUUAAAUCAGGUUCCUUCCGGUCAGCAUGCUUGGACUAAAGAAAAAUGGGUGGAGGAUACGAAGGAAGAUAUCUUGGAGGCAGGAAAAGAAUUCGCCCACAUCAUCGACUUACCCACCAUUCAUUCUGUGGGGGAGAGUCUCUUGUCUGCCAUUCAAGAAGAAACAGCAACACCAGAGCGCCUUUCGGGGAGCGACAUGCUACACGACUAUUACCGCAACGGCUUGGGCUUUCCAUUCUUGAAUAAUUGGUUAGCAGAAGCGGUGCAUCUGCUUGUUCAUCGCUUCCCGCAAAUGCACAUCUUGGAGUUUGGCGCUGGCACUGGUGCUAUCACGGAAAGUAUCCUCAAGUCCAUCGGCCUCCAGUUCAAAUCCUACACGUACGUCAAUCGCUCUUCAUGUUCUUUCGCCUCGCUACAGGAAAAAUUCAAAGGGUCUUCCAGCAAAAUGGAGUAUCGUACCUUAGACUUUGAGGCGGACUUUGCCAUUCAAGGUUUCCAAGAGCAUAGCUUUGACCUCAUCAUUGCAUCCAGUAUUGUCUAUUCUGCCGAAUUGAUGGAAACUAGCUUGUCCAAAGUACGAAGUCUCCUACGACCUGGGGGGUAUCUCAUGCUGUCCGAACUCACGAAAGACUGUUCCAUUCAAAAUAACUUCCUCAUGAGUGCAUUAACCCUACUAUCUGCCGGAUUCAAUCAUGGACGACAGUUUGCUUCACCUCUUAGUACAGCCGAGUGGGAUGACCUUCUAUGCAAAUCGGGCUUCUCUGGGGUCGAUAUCGUGGCACCGACAACGGAUUCUCUGCCAUACCCGGUCUCUAUCAUGGUUUCGCAAGCAGUUGAUUCUCGUAUCGACUUUUUACGAGAGCCUCUCUUCUGCCCUGAUCCAUAUAUGAGCGCGGUUGGUAAUUUAGGCGACUUGAAUCAUCCGACCUUCAAGUCCAUCACCGAAACCGAGUUUCAAGGUGUCAAACGGAUGACUAGUGCCACGCGAAACAUUCUCUGGGUGACAUCUGGCAGUCAAGGUAGUGAGCCAUACAACAACAUGAGCAUCGGGUUUAUUCGGUCUUUGGUCUAUGAGAUGCCUGACAUGCGCCUUCAGCUUCUCGAUAUUGAUGACCCAGAAACCCUCGAUGCUCUUUAUGUUACGCGGUUGAUAUUGAGGAUCUGUGCGCUCAGCAACUGGGCAGAGGCAGGGCAGCUUGAUGAUUUGGUCUGGACAUUUGAGCCGGAGAUUUACCUACAAGGUAGCAAAGAGUACAUUCCCCGUUUGGUUCACGAUCAAUCUCGCAACGAUCGCUAUAAUACUCGACAGCGCAUAGUCACUCAUACAGUCAACUCUUCGAGGUCGCCUGUUUAUUUGGAAGUUCGGGACACGUCCUAUUUUCUCAAUGAGAAGCUUCCAGCUCCUUGGAAAUCAGAUACAACGAUCACAAUUGCAGUUUUGAAGUCAACAUUAUCCGCUUUGAAUUUCCCAUCGAAUGGUUUUGCUUACAUCGCAUAUGGUUUAAUUGAGGGAACGUCCGAGGCGGUAAUUGUGCCCACCCAUUUGAACGCUUCAAUUUUACGCGUUCCUCGCGAAGCUUUAGUUCGCUGCGGCACUCAUACGGCUACUGGAGACCAAGUUUUGGAAAAGGUUUUCUGGGAAUUGAUUGCCAGCCGGCUGCUAGAAGAAGUUGCCUGCUCGGGCAAUAUCGUCAUAUAUCAACCGCCACGGGCUCUGCUUUCUGUUCUCAUUCGUGCUUUAUCAGAAAAAGAUAUGGAUCUCUUUGAGAUCGCUCAUGACCCAGCUUCAAAUCCUGCAGCAAGGCAAAUCAUUGUGCCUCCAAGAACGAUGACUCGCCACAUCAAAAGUCUGCUCCCGAUGAACGUGUCACUUUUCGCAGAUUUCUCUCCCAAUGGUGGCCCAGGUGACUUUGUGAGCCGCCUUCGAGUCUGUUUGCCUCCCAAAUGCAACAAGAUAUGCUCAAAAGACUUAUUUGGUACCGAUGCCGACUUUUCUACAAAAGAUGGUACAGAUUUGGAGAGUGUGCUCUCAGAUUUGACGAAAGCAGUAACUGCUACUCUAGAGGUCCCGACCAUCAAACAACUGGCUUGCAGUAUAAUUUGGAGAUCGCCAGAGGAGUGUGCAAGUCAGAUUCCGGGACAUAACACUGGGUGGAUUGUUGACUGGACAGCAAAUUCCGAUGUGACAGUACAAACCCAGCCGGCAACUGCUCAUGUCGUUUUUCGUCCAGAUAAAACCUAUUUGCUAGUUGGUCUGACUACCGACCUCGGGCAGGCAUUGUGUGAGUGGAUGAUCAGUCGCGGGGCUCGCAUCAUUGCGCUAGCAAGCCGAACCCCUCGGAUAGAGCAGAGUUGGCUGGAUGCGCAACGGAGGAAAGGGGCAGAAAUUCAUAUUUACACAACCGAUGUUACCAAAAAGCAAGAAGUGUGUGAAUUAUACGACGAUAUCAUUACAGUUCUACCACCUGUGGCUGGCGUGGCAAAUGGCGCCAUGGUACUCCGUGACUCAUUAUAUGUCAACACAACUAUAGAUAUGCUCAACGAGGUUCUUGGUCCCAAAGUCAACGGAAGCCAAUAUCUAGACGAACUUUUUUCAGAUCCAGGUCUUGACUUCUUCAUCCUCUUUUCAUCCAUGGGUGUUGUUACUGGGAAUCGUGGUCAGACAAGUUACAAUGCAGCAAAUGCAUAUCUCACUGCACUUACUGCACAAAGGCAAAGCCGCGGCCUUCCCGCAUCUGUCAUGAAUUUGGGACCGGUUCUUGGGCUCGGAUAUAUCACUCGUGCGGGUUUGUUAUCAGGAGACGACAUUGAAAAUAUCGGAGCCUAUCCGAUUUCCGAGUCUGACCUUCUCGAGAACUUUGCAGAGGCUAUAUUGGCAAGCUCAGUCUUACAUAGAGACAACUAUGAGAUAAUCUCAGGACCAAGGGGCGUUGACCCUGUCGUUAAUCCGCGAGUCUCCUGGGUUCAUAAUCCUCGAAUGUCGCAUCUUCAGUCUCACAGUGGCAGCACUGCUGUUGAUAAUGAUAAUGGAAGCCUCACAUCAUUUAAGAAGCAACUGCUAGAGGCAAACAGUCUUGAUAAAGUGCAACGGAUCGUUUUGAAUGCGUUUACGACAAAGCUCUCAACCAUUCUCCAGCUUUCUGUGAAUAGCAUAGACACUCAAGCCCCACUGAUUGACCUCGGGGUCGAUUCCCUAGUUGCGCUUGACAUCCGCUCUUGGCUCAUGAAGAGCCUUAGUGUUGAGGUUCCUCUGUUGGAGAUUCUCAGUGGAUCUACCGUCUCCGAUAUCGCUAAUUACGCAACUCAAAAUUUGCCAACACAUGAUUUCUCAGAUUCAGCCGGCCUUGAGCCUUUGGCGCCGAGUUUGCUUUUGGUCCACAGCGAAAAUGACAGUCCUACGUAUUCGAAUGACUCGACGGGCGAUUCUGUAUCCAUGGAUCAGACCACGCUAAAAGAUGACAGUCUCACUCCUUCGCUCAGUCCCAGUCUACCUGAAGAAGGUCAUUCGCUAGGUAGAAUUGUUGGUAAAAGUUCGGUAAUACCAAAGGCACCAGUUGGAGGCAGCAUUGAUGGAAUUGUAAUUUUGCCUUGA